This is a messenger RNA of Stegodyphus dumicola, 2291 nucleotides long. RefSeq names its product short transient receptor potential channel 5-like. The record is from RefSeq and is a predicted model, not a curated record. Gene Ontology annotation, cellular component: plasma membrane; cation channel complex. NCBI's taxonomy places the organism in Eukaryota, Metazoa, Arthropoda, Arachnida, Araneae, Eresidae. Gene Ontology annotation, molecular function: store-operated calcium channel activity; inositol 1,4,5 trisphosphate binding. Gene Ontology annotation, biological process: regulation of cytosolic calcium ion concentration; calcium ion transmembrane transport.
ACUCAGCUGCUUUCGAGGGGCACGGUCGAAAAGUGUUUUUGCGCGUUUCUAUUGUAAGCAGUUCUCGGACUAUGUUGAUAGCGUCUCUCAGAAUUCUUUUCAGCUAUCGCAUUACAACAGUUGACUGUUCGGAAGACUUUCACUGGAUGCCAGUCUUGUAUCUGAAGUGUGCCAAGUGUAGAUAGAAAUGUGAUCGACAGGCGAGUGAAAGGGAAAAUAAUGUUUUGAAUAUGGAUGAUGCCUGCGAAACUAUUUUUCUUCGAAAACGGGUGUGUGAUAAAGUGGACUCUCAGAAUUGUGAUUGUCCUGUUGGUCUCGUUAAACAGAGGGCCAGUCAUGUGGAGGAUUACAUGAGUGAUGAAGAAAGAGAAUUUUUGUGGUUAGUGCAAAUAGGAGAUUUAGAAGGAAUCAAGUCUUUCCUUGAGUCCCAUACCAUAAAUACUGACUGUUGUGAUUACCGAGGGCAGCGUGCGUUGGACAUUGCUGUGAGUAAUCGAGAUGUUGAAUUAGUGAUAUUCCUCUUGGAUAAUCUCGCUGUCACAACGAUACAUUACUAUUGUGCCAUCCUCCGUGCUGUUUUCGAAAACGAUGCUAUCAUUCUUGAAAUGCUCUUAGACAGAGCUGAAGAGGAUAACAGACUGCAUAGCCACUUGAAAGAGCUUAUUACUGGUGGUUCAGAAUGUACAAAGUGCCUUCCUGAAGUUGUAGCGACUAAUAUGACACCAACCAUGGCUGCCUCAAUAAAGGGAAACGUUGAAACAACUAGAAUUCUUCUGGAAAAAGGCUAUUGCAUACAAAAGCCACACAGCCCUAAGUGUCAAUGCCGGGAAUAUUGUUCAAAGAGAUGCCACGAUGGAGAGACUCUGACAGAAUCUAUAAGUCGCAUGAAUGCUUAUAGGGCACUGGCUAGUCCUACUUACCUAAUUUUGACGUCUGAAGACCCUAUCUUGGCAGCUUUUGAAUUAAGUCAAGAACUGAUAAAACUCUCGAAAGAAUUACCGGAAAACCAGAAAGAAUACCAAGAACUUUCAAGCCAAUGCUCAAAAUUCGCUGCAGAUAUACUUAACGAAUGCAGAAACACCAAAGAGGUACAAACAGUUUUGGUUCAGAAGAGAGGACUUAAAGAUCCCAGGCCUCAUAGAUUUAGCAGGCUUCAUCUUGCAGUGCAGUGGGAACAGAAAGAAUUUGUAACACAUCCGAGCUGCCAACAAGUUUUGCGAUCAUUGUGGGUAGAAACGGUAGGCUCUUGGUACAGUUGGCCUUUCCGGUGGAGAGCGUUCUAUGUGAUGAAACAUGCUGUUUUAACACCAGUUGUUUCCAUUGCUUUCAUAUUUAUUCCCAGGGCUGAGAUCAUUGGGCCUUUAAGAGUACCCUUGAACAGAUUCAUCUACUUCGCUACAUCUUACAUAUUUUUCUUAUCUUUACUCAUGGUUACGCUGCUUAAUGAUAGAAGGUAUGAUGUACAUUCACCUGCAACUUGGACGGAAAUGGCUGUUGGGUGCUUUGUGCUCGGUCAUUCUUGGGACAUACUUACAAACUUAAUAUCUGUAGGAUUUUCGAAUUACUUCAGAUCAUAUUGGGCCGUAUUCGAUCUUGUGAUGUUUUCAAUGUUUUUGGUGACUGAAAUUUUGUGGUUCAGCGUUUUCAUUUACAAUUUGUUCUCUGAUAAUGAUACCCACAACUCUAAUCGUAUGUGUUGGGACUGGUAUCAUCCCAUCUUAUUAGGAGAAGGUAUAUAUGCAGCUGCAUCUGUAAUGGCAUUUAGCCGACUGUUGCUAUGGUUCCAUAUCAACUCUCGACUAGGACCGCUGGGAACAUCAAUAAAGUAUAUGCUAACUGAUGUUGCUCGAUUCUUUAUGCUGUUUUUCAUCAUCAUGCUGGCAUUCGCAACUGGCAUAAAUUCACUUUACAAGAACUACAAGGAUUCAGAGCAGUACGACGACACUGACAUCAUUAGACAGCCUGAUGCAUUUAUCACGUAAGUAUAGAAUUAAAGCAAAUUAUUUUAAAUUAGAAAUUCAUGUAUUUAAUAAUACUUUACAAAAAAGUGCUGCUUAAAUACAACCAUAAACAGUAAGUGAAACUUUCCGAAAAUUUAGGUAGUUAUGAAAUACCAGUACCUAUUUAAUGCCUACUUAUAGCUGCUACAAGUAACAACAGCGCAUAAAGAUAAAAUAAAAAGAAAAAAAAAUCAUGUAAUUGCUUUCUCUUAUGGAGAGCAAGAACAAAAUGAAAAACAGUAAAAUACUUUCGCUGAUAUAGCAAAAAAAAAAAAAAAAAAAAAAAAAAAA